This is a messenger RNA of Otolemur garnettii (small-eared galago), 2686 nucleotides long. Its product is annotated as zinc finger protein 621. The record is from RefSeq and is a predicted model, not a curated record. Bases 327 to 1643 code for a protein of 438 amino acids. The transcript has 5 exons. Gene Ontology annotation, biological process: regulation of DNA-templated transcription. Lineage: Eukaryota; Metazoa; Chordata; Mammalia; Primates; Galagidae.
AAGAGGGUCGUUAUAACCGAGUUCUGCGUGCCAGGUCCGUCUGGUGCUGGGCUUCUCGCCGCCAGAGGCUGGUGGCUCGUCACACUCCUGCCCCUGAACUUGGUCCUAAUGGCGGCCCGCCCAUCCCUCGCUCGGAGCUUGGGUAUCUGGGCCUCGCCGAAGCCGCCAGAGGUGGCUGCGCGGCCUUCUAGCGCCCAGGCCCACCUCCCUCCUAUGGCAGCGCGGUCAUCUUUUCUGCUCUAAAGAACUUGUCCUGACAACCUUCUGCGACCGAUCUUGCUUUCCCAAACCCAGAAGACAGUGCUUGAAGGCAGGGGACAUCAGCCAUGCUCGAAACAACUUGGCCUCAGGAGUCAGUGGCCUUUGAGGAUGUGGCUGUGUACUUCACCCAGAAUCAGUGGGCUAGUCUGGACUCUGCGCAGAGGGCCCUGUACAGGGAGGUGAUGCUGGAGAAUUAUGCAAAUGUAGCUUCCUUGGUAGGGUUUCCAUUUCUCAAACCCAUGCUAAUCUCCCAGCUGGAGAAGGGGGAAGCACCAUGGGGCCCAGAUCCCUGGGACACAGAUGUUCUGAGAGGCAUCAUUGCAGAUGGUGAGUCCUGGAUCAUGAAUGAAGAGCCAGUUAUAAAGCAGGAGGCCUCUGAAGAAAUAGAGUUGCACAGAGCACCAGUAGGAGGACUUUGCAGAAACAGUUUUCAGCACUUUGAUUUUAAAAGCAAGGCAGUACGGCAGACUUUUAGUCUAAAUCCAAAUCUGAUACUUCGAGGUGGAAUGAAGUUCUAUGAAUGUAAAGAAUGUGGGAAAAUCUUCAGAUAUAACUCAAAGCUUAUUCGGCAUCAGAUGAGUCAUACUGGAGAAAAGCCCUUUAAAUGUAAGGAAUGUGGCAAAGCUUUUAAGUCCAGCUAUGACUGUAUUGUACAUGAGAAAAACCACAUUGGAGAAGGGCCCUAUAAAUGUAAGGAGUGUGGCAGAGGUUUGAGUUCCAACACAUCCUUGACUCAACAUCAGAGGAUCCACACUGGAGAGAAGCCCUACGAAUGUAAGGAGUGUGGAAAGGCUUUCUAUAGGAGUGCAGCUUACCUUCAGCAUCAGAGAUUGCACACAGGGGAGAAACUCUAUAAAUGUAAGGAAUGCUGGAAGGCUUUUGGUUGUAGGUCACUUUUUAUUGUCCAUCAGAGAAUACAUACUGGAGAGAAACCUUACCAAUGUAAGGAGUGUGGCAAAGCCUUCACUCAGAAAAUAGCCUCCAUACAGCACCAGAGAGUUCACACUGGGGAGAAGCCUUAUAAGUGUAAGGUGUGUGGGAAAGCCUUCAAAUGGUAUAGAAGUUUCGUUCAGCAUCAGAAAUUGCAUCCUGUGGAGAAGAAGCCUGUCAAGGUUCUUGGGUCCCCUCUGGUCAGUCCCCAGUGCCCCUCUCCAGCCUUAUCUCCUAUUCCUCUCCAGGGGUCAUGCUGGGCUCCAGCUAUGGCUGUGCCUUCGCUCACCUUUCCACGUGCUAUGUUCAUUCCUACCUCUGGGCCUUUGUUCAUGCUGCUGCCCACAUCUGGAAUACCUUCUUCACCCACCCAAAUAGUACAUGUCUUCCAGGGUCUUACUUCCACUGUGAAGCCUUCCUCGAUUAUUCUGACCCCUUUUCACCCAACAUGAGCUUUAUCUCGGUGUUCCUAUGGCUCUUACCCAACAAAUCUUCAACCUAAUUUAUGUUGCAUUUGUAUUUUUUCCCCGCCUUACGUUUGUUACAACUCUUUCAGCAUAAACUUCAUUGUAAUCUAUAUACAUUUAAAAUAUUGUGUUUAUAUAAUAUAUUCUCUUCUGGGUAGAAAAUGGAAAUACUUAACCUUUGCAUUGUUCCCUAUUAUGCUUGAGCAGUGGUGGCUUUAUCUGCAUCAUAGGGUUGCGGGGGUGUUAGAAGUGCUGAGAGGACACUUCAGUGUGUUAGGGGAGUUUGGGAAAGUGGACAUGCCUGCACUAGGACAUUGUGAUUACAGAGAAGCAACCUGGAAGAAACAGGAGGAGGCAUGCCAGACCUGUGGAAGUAGAGAAUUAGGAUAGGUUUCCAACAAUGAACUUUAGAAAUCAAUACGGAUUGUUUGGUGAGCCAGUGGCUAGGAGGUGUGUUUAUACAGCUGAAGGUGUGUUGCCCUUGACAUGGGUCAUUGAGGAUUCUAUAUAUCUAUGCAAAAAAUAAUGUGGAAAAACAGUAAAAAACAAAAGUAUGUGUUGAUAGCAAUCAUUUAUGUGAUUGAUAGCAAUUGUAAACAAAUGUCUUUAAAUAUAAAAGGUAUUUUUCCUUGAGUUUUGCUCUUGAUAUCUAGAUGUUUCUUUUAACUUUGGUUUCCUAAGUGAACCUAUGCAAAGGCAUUCAUCUUUGUUGCAUCUGUUGUGUAAAUUGUCCUUGGUGGGUAUUCUGGUUUUCUUUGUGGAAGCACUGGCUUCUAUGUUUUAUUUUUUUCCAGAUACCCUGAAUUAUAAACACAAAUCUGGUGAAUUACUAAAGAAAUAAAAGCAAUACCAGUUGGGAGAAGUCUGAGUAAGCCUCCGAAAUUGUUUUUUAGAAAUAAAGGGGGCCGUGUGGUGAGACAGUGGUGAGGCUUGUGUAGUGGAUUAGUGAAAUGGAACUUUGUGGUUAUUUUGGAUAUUGGCACGAAAUAAUGGCAUGCUAUAAAACAGGAAAAUACAGAGGAAGAAAA